Molecule: messenger RNA, 2331 nt
Organism: Amaranthus tricolor (Joseph's coat)
Lineage: Eukaryota; Viridiplantae; Streptophyta; Magnoliopsida; Caryophyllales; Amaranthaceae
Product: probable ADP-ribosylation factor GTPase-activating protein AGD11
Exons: 10
Coding region: 463-1998 (511 amino acids)
Molecular function (GO): GTPase activator activity; phospholipid binding
Source: RefSeq, a predicted model, not a curated record
UUAUUUUCUCUUUCAUCAAUAAAAAAUGUCUAAUAACACAACCUCCCAUUUCACCAGAUUCUCUUCCCUUUCCCUCUCAAAUAUAAUAACCUUGUUAGUUGAUAAUUAAAUGAGUAUUAUCCACCCAGAAAUUAAGAAAACAAUGAUUUUUAUCAAUUAAUAUUUACAAAUCAAAAAAUCCAACAAAUAAAAGCCAAAAAUCAGAUUACCCAACUCAUUUUCUGACAUUCCCAUAUCUUUGUUCCAUUCCUUUACAUCUGACAUUCUUCGUUUCUUUUCUUUACCAUGCAUUGCCUUGAUGUUCAUCAUAUUAAAGCAAUUGCUUUAAAAUUCAUUGAUUUUGGGUUAGUGGGUGGUUAAUUAUGGAAUCUCAUAUUCUUAAGACUAUUUUAUAAUUUUUAAAGAAUAUUAUUGAAUGCCAGGAUUAUGCUGGUUUCUUUAUGACAUUAUAAACAAGUUUUCAUGGUUUUAGCUUAUUGUCAAGGGAGGCUAGAGAUGACCACCCAUCAAGGAAAAGUAGAUUUUACCAAUAAAAAUUUAGGAAAUGUUGAUUCAAAUAGUCAUAUAAAAGGUACAGGUUUUUCUCUGUAUGAACUCUUGCAGGCAGAAAGACUCCAAUCCGAGAAAGAAGAAGCAGAAAGACAACCAAAAGAAAAACAAAACUCCGGAAAACCAUCAGAAGAAAAACAAUCAAAGGAAAAAAGACACUUUGGAAAAUCGUCAGCAGAAAAACAAUCAAAGGAUAAGCAAAACUCUGGAAAAUCAUCAGCAGAUAAACAAUCAAAGGAUAAUCAACACUCUGGGAAACCACCGGUACAAAAACAAACAAACGAAAAGCUAAUAUCUGCGGCAGAAAAGGAAUCAAAGGAAAAGCAACACUCUAGAAAAUCAUCAGUUGAAAACAGCAAACUGAGAAGGGAAAAUCCUGAGACUCAAAAGAAGUUAGAGCAAUUGUUGUCCCAUGCUGGAAAUAAAUACUGUGCGGACUGUGGAUCCCCAGAACCAAAAUGGGUGUCUAUGGGUGUUGGGGUAUUCAUCUGUAUCAAGUGUUCUGGUAUACACAGAAGCCUUGGAGUACAUGUAACAAAGGUCUUAUCUGUGAAGUUGGAUGAUUGGACAGAGGAACAAGUAGAUACCCUUGCAGAAAUGGGAGGAAAUUUAGUUGCCAACAAAAAGUAUGAAGCCUAUAUCCCUGGAAACAUAGUGAAACCCAAACCAGAUUCCUCCAUCGAGGAGCGCUCCGAUUUUAUCCGACGGAAGUAUGAUAUACAGCAGUUUUUAAACUCAGCUGAGUGCAUGAUAUAUCCAUUUCCACGCCCUAUAAGUUCGUCAAACUAUCGGAGUCCAUCAGGCAAGAAUCUAGUUCUAGCCCUUGAUAAGAAGCAUAUAGACAAACAAGUAAGCACACUUCGUAUUUCAGGAAUUGGGCAUGUGUUUCGUAAUAGCUGCAGCAGCUGGAAAAGAAGAGAUGAGAUCAGAAACUCCAAAAGGGGUGAUUUAACGCCAGGCAUGAUCGAAUUUGUUGGACUGAUUAAAGUAAAUGUGGUAAGAGGCACCAACCUGGCUAUCCGAGAUAUGGUAUCUAGUGAUCCAUAUGUUAUCCUUUCUCUGGGACAACAAUCAGUAAAGACUCGUGUUAUAAAAAACAACUUGAAUCCUGUGUGGAACGAAAAGCUGAUGCUGUCGAUUCCUGAUUGUGUGCCUCCCCUUAAAUUGCUUGUGUAUGACAAAGAUACGUUCACCACGGACGACUUCAUGGGGCAAGCUGAAAUCGACAUCCUACCCCUAGUUUCUGCUGCAAGGGAUGCGGAGCAAUCAGCACAGAACGAGAAAACACAGCUCGGAAAGUGGGAAGCGAGCAAAGAGAAUACGCUCACAAGCGACAGCAUAAUCUCCCUUAUAGAUGGAGCAGUAAAACAGAAAAUGACAAUCAAAUUGCAGAAUGUAGAACGAGGAUUUCUAGACCUCGAGCUCGAAUGUGUACCUCUCACACAAUGAUCUAUAAGAGAUAUCGAGAAAUACUUAGACUGUUUACAACAAUGUUGCUUGCUCGAGAAUAGAAUGUAAGGAUAUAAAAUACAUGUUUGUAGAGUAAAAAUCUUAUGACCCAUGAACUAUAGAGGAAAAUGGGGUGACCCUUCAAAUAUACAGGACAGCUAGCUAUAAACUUACUUACCAUAUUUUGUACAUCCCUCUUUUUUGUUAUUAGUAUUUGGUAUGAAGUAAUCCUAGUACAUAACAUUGUUGAUUAGAAGUUACAUAUACAUAUGUUAUUGUAACAACCAUGUAUAUUGAAUUUGAAACUUCCAAGAAUGGAUCACAUUUUGUUCC